AUGUUACUCUAUCAAAUACUUAUCUUUGGCUUUCUCUUACUUGUUUUUUCAUGUAAUGCUCUUCGAUGCACUACGAAUUGUUCGUUUACGUAUAACACCACAAAACCAUUCGCGAUACCUGACACAUGUAAUCAAGUUGUAUCAGCUGGAAAAUGUGAAGCAAGACUUGGUUUUAUGUACGAUUGGGGAGUUUAUUUCUUUGAUCUCAGUGCCAAUCUACAAACUACUAUAUUUAAUUCAAAUAAUCAACGUCGUGCCAGAUUGCAAUUACAUUUGCCUAAUACGGUUUACUUGUCUCACUUCGUCGACAUUUCAUGUAAAGAUAAAGAUGAUUGUGCCCGAGAUUUGGCGAUAAACGUGUCAGUCGAAAUGUCACAACGACAAUAUGAUUUUCCUAGAAUUAUGAGUGAACUUUCACCUUUAAUUUUAGGCCCAUCUCUAUCAUCGAGUAAUCUUGAACUUAAUUGUUACGAUUCAAAUCAAAAAGUACAUAGAUGUGGUACAUUAACAAAUCCUGGGUCUUGUAUUGUGGCGAAUGAUAUAACCAAAAAUAAAAUAUCUUCUUCAUGCAAGAUUGAUUCAUUUCAGCGUGAGAUAUCUAUAAGUAUGUAUCAAGAAAAAAAUUAUGCUACAUUUGAUGUUCGAUGUAAUCAAAAUUUAUGUAAUGGACAUGCAACACUAAAAGCUGUUAAACAAAUUUUGUUCAGGCACAAUAUCACGCAAACACCAGACGGACGAUUGAAUGGUGCAAGUUUCCGCGUAUCUAUUUUACUCAUGAUAAUUAUGCUUUUUGGUCUGCUUUCUAAUCGAUGA
Molecule: messenger RNA, 813 nt
Organism: Rotaria sp. Silwood1
Lineage: Eukaryota; Metazoa; Rotifera; Eurotatoria; Philodinida; Philodinidae
Source: the annotation of a GenBank genome assembly